CCCUCCCCUAUCCGUGUGACUCUUUGCGCAUCAUCCUACCAUCUGCCACCCCGUUUCAAGGGCGCUGAAGUUCAAAUCACUUUCCCAUACAAGAUUGGAGAGACUGGCUUGGCCGGUCACAGUCCAACUACGAUGGGAUUCUCAUCCCGGUAUCUCCGCAUUCCGCGGCCAGAGACUUUUCUCUACGUGAUGAGCCUGGAGACUGGCGCAUCCCUCAUCACCCUGUCACUGUUGCUCAACAAAAUCAGCGGCCUCUAUGGCCUUCUCGCGCUCUUGACCGGCUACCACCUGUCCCCCGUCCAGCUGUCCAUGUACCUCUACUCUCUCCUCGCUCUCGCCUUGACCGCCAUUCUCUUCCCUCACAUCCGCAAACAAUCGCCGUUGGAGUGUCUCGCCUUGGCCUGGCUGUAUCUGCUCGACAGUCUCAUUAACGCAGCAUUUACGGCCACGUUUGGUGUCACUUGGUUCCUGGUGGUGUCUCAACAUUACGAGGGGGGCACAGUGUCCGGCCCCGGCAGUGACACCAUCGCUCAAACAGCUGGAUUCACCAGCCCCAAGUACGAUGCCGCGUAUGUCGAGAUCCAAAACACCGAGAAUGGCAACAACUUCAUCGCUCAUCCGCCACGAGGUGUCGACCCAUUGAGUAACGCCGUCGACCAACCCGAGAGCUUCCAGAGUAUCAUGUUCAUCUGCAUCCUUUGGCUCAUCCGGAUCUAUUUUGUGCUUGUCAUGCUGGCCUUCGCCCGUCAGACUCUUCGUCUCUGGAUGGUCACACCUCGCCACACCCAACUGCCCACGCAUAGCCGUAACGUGUCCAUCGCAAGCGUGGCGGAUAUCGACCGUGAACCAUUCUCCGCCAUUAGCCCUGAAGGCCAGGGAUGGAAAGGCAAGCUGGGCCGAGUCAUGGUCGGCAUCGGUCGCAGUUACUGGCUUGGUGAGGAGGAGGAGGGUAACUGGCUGGGAAAUCUGGGCCAAAAACUGCGCAACCGUCAGAACCACGCCAGCCCUACAAAUGAGCUGCCCGGGCCUCUGGAACGCGAGCGUCGACGUCGGUCGGGUACUGGGCCCCCUCAACCUUCUCCGUCCAUCGUGCGGGGCGCUCAAUUCCCACAAACGAUUCCGGAGCAUGUCCCUGGCAUGAAUGUCAAGAUGCAGGAGUGGAAUGAACCUCGUUAG
Molecule: messenger RNA, 1176 nt
Organism: Penicillium diatomitis
Lineage: Eukaryota; Fungi; Ascomycota; Eurotiomycetes; Eurotiales; Aspergillaceae
Product: inositol phosphorylceramide synthase regulatory subunit KEI1
Exons: 2
Biological process (GO): inositol phosphoceramide metabolic process
Cellular component (GO): inositol phosphoceramide synthase complex; Golgi membrane
Molecular function (GO): inositol phosphoceramide synthase regulator activity
Source: RefSeq, a predicted model, not a curated record